AUGGACACAGGAGGAGCUGAAGCAUUGCAUAGAGGAGAUGCACCAUCACCAUCUUCUGGCGUUGGGAGAUGUUGUACUAAUCAUAGAUGUGCUCAUAAACAGAGUCGUGGAAAUCCUUCAAGUGGUGACAUAUUUCAUGCUGCACCAAACAUUGAUCAUUCCCAGGAUUUUGUACGAAAUGAUGUAAAACAGUGGCUGAACUGGCUUCGGAAUAAUAUUGGUUAUGAUGGGUGGCGCCUUGACUUUGUGAGGGGUUUCUCAGGUGGAUAUGUUAAAGAAUACAUUGAAGCUUCAAAUCCUGCAUUUGCCAUUGGAGAGUAUUGGGAUAGUAUGGCUUAUGAAGGUGGUAAUCUGUGCUACAACCAAGAUGCACAUCGCCAACGUGUAAUAAACUGGAUCAAUGCCACUGGUGGUACCUCAUCUGCAUUUGAUGUCACAACAAAGGGAAUACUUCAUUCGGCAUUGCAUAAUGAAUAUUGGAGAUUAAUAGAUCCUGCUGGAAAGCCACCAGGAGUCAUGGGAUGGUGGCCCUCACGUGCUGUCACUUUCUUGGAAAAUCAUGAUACCGGCUCAACACAGGGACAUUGGCCAUUUCCACGAGAUAAACUUAUGCAAGGAUAUGCUUACAUCUUAACCCAUCCGGGGACUCCUGUGGUGUUUUAUGACCAUUUUUAUGAUUUUGGGAUCCAUGAUGUGGUAACGGAGCUAAUUGAGGCUAGGAAACGAGCAGGGAUCCACUGCAGGAGUGUUGUCAAGAUUCAUCAUGCAAAUAGCGAUGGGUAUGUGGCCCAGAUAGGGGACACCUUGGUCGUCAAACUUGGUCACUUUGAUUGGAAUCCUUCAAAACAAAUUGAUCUUCAUGGGACUUGGCAAAAGUUCCUGGAUAAACCCUCGGAUUACCAGAUUUGGUUCAGAAUCUAGUACACUACUUCUUUUAUAACUUCCAUAUUCCAGGAAAUUACAACUAAUAACUAAAUGGAACAUUCAGUAAUAUUUACUGCUUAAUAAGUAAUAUUCAUUCGUCUAAACAAGUGCAACACCAAUAUGCUUUAGAAUAAGCGUUUUAUGUGGAACAAUUUAGGAAUCUGAUCAAUAGUUGACGAUUUUUUUUAAAAUAUAUUAUUAGU
Messenger RNA from Lactuca saligna, 1127 nucleotides. The record is from the annotation of a GenBank genome assembly. NCBI's taxonomy places the organism in Eukaryota, Viridiplantae, Streptophyta, Magnoliopsida, Asterales, Asteraceae.